Messenger RNA from Solanum verrucosum, 3093 nucleotides. RefSeq names its product putative disease resistance RPP13-like protein 1. The record is from RefSeq and is a predicted model, not a curated record. NCBI's taxonomy places the organism in Eukaryota, Viridiplantae, Streptophyta, Magnoliopsida, Solanales, Solanaceae. Gene Ontology annotation, biological process: defense response to other organism. The coding region runs from base 7 to 3093 and encodes 1028 amino acids. Gene Ontology annotation, molecular function: ADP binding. The transcript has a single exon.
UCAGAAAUGGAUGUUGCCUUAGCAGUUGGUGGUGCAUCUCGCUCUUUAGCUUUGGAUGUUCUCGUUGAUAGGCUUUCAGAAAUGGAGAUGUUUGUGAAGCAUAAGCAUCAUGCUCAGAUCUUAAAGCUGAAAUCGACUUUGCUUGGUCUUCAAGCUGUGCUAAGUUAUGCAGAGAAUAAGCAGGCAUCAAAUCACUAUGUGAGACGUUGGCUUAAUGAGCUUCGAUAUGCUGUGGAAUCUGCUGAAAACUUGAUAGAAGAAGUCAAUUAUGAAGCUUUGAGGCUUAAGGUGGAAGAUCUUGCAGAAACAAGCAACCAGCAAGUAAGCGAUGAUUUCUUUCUUAAAAUAAAGAAGAAGUUGAAAAAAACCAUUAAAACAUUGAACGUGCUGAGAAAACAAAUUGGCCGCCUUGGUUUAGAGGAUCAUUUUGGUUCGAUAAACCAACAGCCAAGUAGAACACUUUCAUGUGCUUUGGGUUUUGAAUCUGAUGUCUUUGGUAGGCACAAGGAAAUAAAGGAUUUGAUUGACAGUUUAUUGUCUGAAGAUCCAAGUGGGAGAAACCUGACUGUAGUUCCUAUUGUUGGAAUGGGCGGCGUGGGUAAGACAACACUUACUCAAAUGGUUUUCAAUCAUGAGAGGGUGAAGUGCCAUUUUGGUUUGAAAGCUUGGUAUUGUUUUUCUGAGCCAUAUGAUGCUUUGAGAAUAACGAAACAGUUACUUCAAUGUAUUGGCUCAUUUGACUGGAAGAUUGAUGGCAAUCUUAAUGUGCUUCAAAUCAAAUUGAAGGAAAGCCUAAAGGGAAAGAAGUUUCUUAUUGUUCUGGAUGAUGUGUGGAAUGAAAACUAUAAUGAAUGGUAUGACCUGAGAAAUCUUUUUGUACAAGGAGAUAUGGGAAGCAAGAUAAUUGUGACGACACGGAAGCAGAGUGUUGCUCAGAUGAUGUGUGAUGAGAAGAUGGAUCUUUGCGCAAUCACCUUGGGGCCUCUGCCUAGUGACGACUCUUGGGCUUUAUUCAAACGACAUUCACUAGACUAUUGGGAACAUCCAGCAGAACUUGAAGAGGUUGGGAAAAAAAUUGCAGAGAACUGCAAAGGGUUGCCUUUAACUCUAAGGACAGUUGCUGGUCUUUUACGCUUCAAAUCAGAGGUGGAUGAGUGGAUGUACAUUUUAAAAAGUCAAAUAUGGAAUCGUCCAAGGUUUUUGGAUUAUGUAUUACCAUCAUUGAUGUUGAGCUACAAUGAUCUUCAUGUGUAUUUGAAGCGAUGUUUUGCUUUUUGUGCAAUAUAUCCCAAAGGUUAUGAAUUCUGCAAAUACCAAGUUAUUUACCUGUGGAUUGCUAAUGGUCUUGUAUCGGAGUUUCAGUUAGGUAACAUGUACUUUAACGAGUUAUUAUCAGUAUCAUUAUUUGAGAAGGCCCCAGAGUCUAAAUGGAAACCAGAGAGAUUCUUAAUGCAUGACCUUGUCAAUGAUAUGGCCCAACUUAUUGGAUCUUCAAGACCUUGUAUGAGGUUGGAAGAGAGUGAAGGAUCUUAUCUGAUGGAACAAGAUGGUGACUUUGAGAAGAGGACAUUGCUUCCAAUCAAUAUCAGUUGCUCAUCUCACCUAAGCAAGAGAGUGUUGCAUAACAUACUGCCAAGACUGACAUGCUUAAGGGCAUUAUCAUUGUCUCAUUACAAGAUUAAGGAGUUGUCAAAUGACUUGUUUGUCCAAUUAAAGCUCCUCAAAUUUUUGGACCUUUCUUGGACACAUAUUGAGAAGUUGCCAGAUUCUGUUUGUGUAUUGUAUAACUUGCAGACACUUCUCCUGUCACAUUGUGUUAAUCUUGGGGAGCUACCGCCGCAGAUGGAGAAGUUGAUCAACUUGUGUCACCUUGAUAUAAGCAACUCUUCUCUCUUGAAGAUGUCGCUACAUCUGAGCAAGCUGAAAUGUCUCCAUGUGUUGGUGGGAGCCAAGUUUCUUCUAGGUGGUCAUGGUGGUUUGAGAAUGGAAGAUUUGGGUGAAGUACAUAACUUGUAUGGAUCUCUAUCAAUUCUAGAGUUGCAAAAUGUGGUUGAUAAAACGCAAGCUCUGAAGGCAAAUAUAAAGGGAAAGAAAAAUGUUGAGAAGUUGUCUUUGGAGUGGAGUGCAAGUAGUACUGCGGACAAUUCACAAACUGAAAGAGCCAUACUUGAUGGGCUAUGCCCAUACACAAACAUAAAAGAACUCCAAAUCACUGGAUAUAGAGGGACAAAAUUUUCAGAUUGGCUAGCUGAUCCUUCGUUUCUUAAGCUAGUAGAAUUAUCUCUUUGCAACUGCAAGGACUGUGAUUCCUUGCCAGCACUAGGACAACUCCCUUCUUUGAAAUUCCUUUCCAUCAGAAAGAUGCAUGGAAUAAUAGAGGUGACGGGAGAAUUCUAUGGCAGUUCAUCCUGCAAAAAGCCUUUUAACUCUCUUGAGAAGCUUGAAUUUGAAGAUAUGGGGGAGUGGAAGCAAUGGCAUGUUCUAGGAGUUGGCGAGUUCCCCAUGCUUGAGAAGCUUUCGAUUAAAAAUUGUCCGAAGUUGAUGGGGAAGUUGCCCGAAAAUCUUUGUUCUCUGACAGAAUUGAGAAUUUCAGAGACACCUCUUUUUGAGGAAAUGAAGCAGAUUGUUGAAUUAUAUAUUGGUAAUUGUAACUCUCUUACAUCCUUACCUUUUAGGAUACUGCCGAGUACCUUGAAGAGAAUGAGGAUAACUGGUUGCCGUGAAUUGAAAUUGGAUCCGCCAGUUGAUGAGAUGAGUUAUUGUAACAUGUUUCUCGAGGAUUUAAAUAACCAUGAUGAGCUCCAUUCACUAGGUCUUUGGCACCUCACUUCGCUUCAAAGUCUAGACAUCUGGAAUUGUCGUAAUCUACAAUCACUUUCCGAAUCAGUACUGCCCUCCUCCAUCUCUGAGCUGACCAUCAAGGAUUGCCCUAACCUCCAAUCGCUUCCGGUAAAAGGGAUGCCCUCUUCCCUCUCUAAACUAGUUAUUUCCAACUGUCCAUUGCUCACACCACUACUAGAAUUUAACAAGGGGAAAUACUGGUCAAAUAUUUCUCAAAUUCCCAGCAUAGAGAUAGAUGAGGAAUGCAUCUGA